This is a messenger RNA of Gymnodraco acuticeps, 594 nucleotides long. RefSeq names its product dual specificity protein phosphatase 13-like. Gene Ontology annotation, biological process: negative regulation of MAPK cascade; protein dephosphorylation. The record is from RefSeq and is a predicted model, not a curated record. Gene Ontology annotation, molecular function: MAP kinase phosphatase activity; protein tyrosine/serine/threonine phosphatase activity. The transcript is spliced from 3 exons. Lineage: Eukaryota; Metazoa; Chordata; Actinopteri; Perciformes; Bathydraconidae. The coding region runs from base 1 to 594 and encodes 197 amino acids. Gene Ontology annotation, cellular component: cytoplasm.
AUGCCCAGAGGCUUCAGCUGCCCUGAGGAGGCAGACGACAGGUAUGAGACCCCCCCGGUAACAGAGCUCCAGAGACUGAUGUGGACAAAGAAAGGGACCAGCAGCCAUCUGGAUAAAGUUCAGCCCAGGAUAUAUAUUGGAGACAUGUAUGCAGCCAAAGACAAGAGGAAACUCCUGGCUCACCACAUCACCCAUGUUCUUAAUGCUGCUGAUGGGAAGUUUAACGUGAACACGGGCCACAGCUUCUACAGAGACACAAAAAUCACUUAUCACGGAGUGGUCGCUUUUGACAUGCCAUACUUUGACUUGAGUCCCUUUUUCUACCCAGCGGCCAAUUUUAUCAAGAACGCUUUGAGCUCGCCUACAGGUAAAGUGUUUGUCCACUGUGCGAUGGGUCUGAGCCGCUCGUCCACCUUGGUCCUGGCAUACCUGAUUAUCCACGAGAACAUGACGUUGGUGGACGCCAUCAAAGCUGUCAGCGCCAACAGGCACAUCUCACCGAACAAUGGUUUUCUGGAGCAGCUUCGAGAGCUGGACAAAAAGCUGCACUACCAGGGACCAGCGAGGAGCUCCAGUGCCUACGGGCGGACUUGA